Messenger RNA from Spirodela intermedia, 3319 nucleotides. The record is from the annotation of a GenBank genome assembly. NCBI's taxonomy places the organism in Eukaryota, Viridiplantae, Streptophyta, Magnoliopsida, Alismatales, Araceae.
AUGGCUGGCGCGUCUGAGAGGGAGGGCAGGUUGAACGGGGCUGGCGGCGGCGGGUCGACGGGGGUAAACAAGGCAGGGAUCAGCGUGGGAAGGACGAGGGUGGGGAAGUACGAGUUGGGCAGGACGCUGGGAGAGGGCACCUUCGCGAAGGUGAAGUUUGCUCGGAACCUGGAGACGGGAGAGAACGUCGCCAUCAAGAUACUCGACAAGGAAAAGAUCCUCAAGCACAAGAUGAUUAGCCAGGUCUCUCUCUCCCUUUCUCUCUAGUCUCCUCCUCCUCCAGUAAAUAACGUUCCUGGUCUCUUCUUCUCCGCUCUCCCUUCUCAAUCAUUAAUUUCUAACCCAGAUGCUUGAAUUCUACGAUGGGUAAUCCUCUGUUUGGAGUGGAGAAAGAGGGGAAAGGCUACCCAUUUCUUCAGUUUCUCAUGCCGGUUUUGGGAUCAUGAUUCCUUAAUUAGCCUCCUUUCCCCUCUAAUGAUUCUGGACAAUGCUGGGCACCUGUUUUUAAGUUUGGCUAUUGAGCGGUUGCAAAAGCCCCCCUUGGAGGAGUUAGAUACCGAGUUUCCCAUAGACGAACAGGAACGUGCUUGAUAUAACUCUUCUAAUCGAAGGCAUAUCCACUAACUGAAGAGCUAACCACGAAUGAAAUCCCAUCCUUCCGGAAGACGGGGCCUCCUUGGAUCUUCGAAUCCGGCUUGGAGACGGUUCACCUGAUUGGAAUUUCUCUUAAUAUUAUUUCAUAUUUACCAUUUCUCCAGACUUCUGCCCUCUCGAAACCUCUGAUAAUUACAUUCUUUUCUCCUUGGUUUCUAAUCUCUAUUCUGCUAGGGUCUUGUUUGAGUUCUUCUUCAUGCUGUCAUGAGUUCUGCAUCUGCUGUGCCCUGCAGAUCAAACGUGAGAUCUCAACCAUGAAGCUGAUUGAGCACCCAAACGUCAUCCGGAUGUUCGAGGUGGGGGGUCUGGGCUCUCGCCUAUUUGGGACUAAUACCGAGAAGAAAACAGUUUUUCGAUUUUAUCACGACGCUUAUUCAUUGGGCAAUUCGACUUCCGUUGUCGUAGGUGAUGGCCAGCAAGACGAAGAUAUAUCUCGUUCUGGAAUUUGUGACCGGGGGUGAGCUGUUCGACAAGAUCGUAAGCUCGGAACCCGCCCCCAAUCUGGGUUCUUAAAGGUUGAGCUGCUUUCCCGGAUUUGUGAGCCGAUUCUUUUCCCUCUCUCCUGAAUCUUGAAGGUCUGCCAUGGGAGGCUCAAGGAGGACGAAGCCAGGAAAUACUUCCAGCAGCUCAUCAAUGCCGUGGAUUACUGUCACAGCCGAGGGGUAUUCCACAGGGAUCUGAAGGUAGAAUCAAUCGCCGUCUGUUCGAUCUCCUUGAUCGCCGUCUGGAUUUCUGAUUUGGUUUGCUCGACCCAGCCGGAGAAUCUGCUGCUGGAUUCAAAUGGGUUUCUCAAAGUCACCGACUUUGGGCUGAGCGCGCUCCCUCAGCAGGUCCGGGUGAGUCCGAUCUCGUCGCCGCGCCGCCCAAUCAUUCAUUCAUUCAUUCAGUCAAUCAUUCGGGUUCUCCGAUCUCGUCGUCCGAGCACGCGCAGUUCUUUCUUUUAUUCGAAUCUUUCUAUAAAAAAAUAUCCUAUUUUAAUUUUCACUGCAGGAGGACGGCCUGCUCCACACCACCUGUGGGACCCCGAACUACGUUGCCCCAGAGGUAUGUCGGAUUAUCGUCGGCCAUUUCGCGUGUUUAUCAUCGUCCCAGCUCUCUGAUCUUCUGUGGGGUGAGUCUCCUCCGAAGGUGAUAAACAGCAAAGGGUAUGAUGGGGCCAAGGCGGAUCUCUGGUCUUGCGGGGUCAUCCUCUUCGUCCUCAUGGCCGGGUAUCUGCCCUUCGAGGACUCCAACCUGGCCUCCCUCUAUAAGAAGGUGGGGUGCAUUUCUCGGAAGAACCAGUGGCACCAGCAUCCCCCUCACCCCCUCUCCUCGGUUCUCUAAUCCAUUCGCUCGUGGCAGAUCCACAAGGCGGAGUUCAGCUGCCCUUCUUGGCUCUCUUCGGGCGCGAAGAAACUGAUAAAGAGGAUCUUGGAUCCCAAUCCCGUAAACGUAAGAUAAAACGUUGAUCAGAAUCAGAUGUUUCCUCCACUUUACUGCAUGAUUUUGAGUCCCUGUCACGAAUGUUUACGCCUGCGUUUGGUUCGAUUGGAACCUUUGCAGCGCAUCACGAUCGCAGAGGUCAUCGAGAACGAGUGGUUCAAGAAGGGCUACCAGCCACCCAGGUUUGGCACGACGGACGUCUCCCUCGACGACGUCCAGGCAAUCUUCGACGACUCCAUGGUAACUAAGAUUGCCCUCGUUUCUUCGUCACCAUCAUCAUCUUCCUCUUCUUCUUCCUCUCUCUCCGGCUACUAAGAAAACUCCAUGCGAAGGCGCCGGCGAACCUCGUCGUGGAGAAGAAAGAAGUAGGCCCGGUCUUGAUGAACGCCUUCGAGCUCAUCUCCACCUCUCAGGGCCUUAACCUCAGCUCCCUGUUCGAGAAGCAGAUGGUAAGCGCUCUCCCACCCACCCCCAUUCCGAAUCUAACGACCCAUUUUACCAAAAAAAAAAAAAAAAGAAGACUCUUGGGGUCGGUUCGUCUGAUGAACAAGAACGAGCAUACCAUGGCGCAUAAUAUGCAGAUAUAUACGAAUAAUAUGUCAGCAGGGGCUUGUGAAACGCGAGACGAGGUUCGCAUCGAAACACUCUGCGGGGGAUAUAAUUUCCAAGAUCGAGGAGGUGGCGAAGCCAUUAGGGUUCAACGUGCAGAAGCAGAACUACAAGGUGGCUGUUCCUCUUCCCCUUUUUCCUCCUUUGCCAUUUUCUUCUUCCCGAGCGAGUUAAAGUGACGGAGGAGACGACGUGUUUGGGCUGUGCCUCAGCUGAAGCUGCAAGGGGAGAAGACGGGAAGGAAGGGUCACCUGUCCAUCGCCACGGAGGUAGCCGGAUGGAAUUCUUCUUGGAAUGGCACCACGUAGCUAACUAAGCUCCGCAGGCUCUGCCGAUCUGCCUGGCCAUUAACUUCAUCUGCCUGUCCCCCGCAGAUCUUCGAGGUGGCCCCUUCGCUGCACAUGGUGGAGCUCCGCAAGUCAACAGGCGACACCCUCGAGUUCCACAAGGUCUGGCGUGAGGGUUUCUCGCCUUCCUCUCGACCUUUUUCACUCUCCCAUUUGAUUCCUCCUCCAUCGAGCGCUGAGCGAUCGCGAUCCCGACCGACCUUCCUCAGGUUUACAAGAACAUCUCCAGCGGGCUGAAAGACAUCGUCUGGCAGACCGGCGACAAGAAGGACGAAGCCGGGGACUGA